Closterium sp. Yama58-4 is the source of this 5055-nucleotide messenger RNA. Lineage: Eukaryota; Viridiplantae; Streptophyta; Zygnematophyceae; Desmidiales; Closteriaceae. The record is from the annotation of a GenBank genome assembly.
AUGCGGGCGGAGAGGGAAUGGAGGCAGCAGGAAGGCAGGAGGAGGCUCGUUCUCCUCGGGAGCAAACUGAUCCGUCCCAAGCCAGUCCCUCCAGUCCCUCUAGUUCACCUGCUGCAGCAGCAGCAGCAGCAGCAGCAACCAGGUUCCACGUCAGCAGCCGCGGCAACCAGCUCGGAAGAUCCUCCCGAGGCGCAAUCCGGACCCGCAGGUGGCUCAGCGUCCGAACCAGGAAUCGGCUCGGCGACCGAACCUGCAGUUGGCCCGGCAUCCAAACCUCGGGGAGCAAAGAAGCCACACUACCGGAACGUGAUAGACCAGAAGCUGCAGCAGGAGAUAGUCGCUCUGAAGCAGGCUCAUCCCGUGCUCACCAGCGCGCAUAUCGCGCGCGCGGUUUCGAAGCUGUACGGCAUCCCGCUGAAAGAAUCGCAGGUGGAGAUGAUUAUACUGAGGUCCUCUGUAGACCGGAGCGUGCAGAGCGACUGGACUAGGUGGCGGCGUACGCGUUAUAAGAACCCGCCGCUGGAGGAGGCGCUGGUGCAGUGGGUGCGCGAGAGGAAGCGCGAGGAGGAGCGCGACCCGAUGAGAGUAAUUAAGGGGAUUAAGAAGCAGCUGACGAUUAGAGAGAUGCGGGACUAUGCGAUGAAAUUAGGACCGUCGCAUGGCGUGCCUGACGUGUUUAAGUACAGCGAUGAUUGGAUCAAGAAGGUUCUAGAAGAAAACGGGUUGAAUAAGAAAGGAGAGGAGAUUAGUAGGACGGGAGGUGAAGGUGCGGGGAACGAUGGUGGGAGCAGUGGAGCAGGUUUGGGGGAAGGCGCUGCUGAGGGGUUGGACGGAGGGGGGAGCCCAGGCUCGGAGAAGCCAGGUUCGGAGAAGCCAAGCUCGGAGAAGCCCAAGCCAAAGCGUCCUGUGGUUCGGAACGAGAUUCCGUUUGAGCUCCAGCUUCGGUACGAGAUUGCUGUGGUUAAGCGCGCUCGGCCGCACUUAGAGAAUAGAGUGAUUGCUGCUGCUAUAAGGGCUAAGUACGGAGUGGAAAUGACCCCGAGGGCGAUAAGGAAGAUUGGGGAGGAGAGUGAUAAGUGGUUUAGGCUGGCUGCAGGGGUUGUCUCGGAUCCGGAUCAGUCUCGAAUGGAGGAGGCUUUGGCUGAAUGGGUGAUUAAAGAGGAGGAGACGGAGAAGAGGGAGGUGACUAUAGAGGAGAUUAUAGCGAAGGCGAAGGAGAUAGGGCCGGGGUAUAAGGUGCGCCCGAAUUUCAAGUAUGGCAGGUCGUGGGCGAUGCGGUUUAUGAAGAGGUUUGGGCUGCUGCUGCUGUCGGAGACUAGUACCAAGGAAGCUGAUAACGAGGAUGAGGGAGGGGCGAGAGGAGCGGUAGGAGAGGGAGGCGAUGAUGAUGACUGUGGCAGUAGUGAUGGGGAAGGUGAUGGUGGUGCGUCUGAUAGUGGUGGUAAGGAUGGUGAUGGUGGUGGUGCGGGUGAUAGUGGUGAUAAGGAUGGUGCUGCUGCUGCUGGUGCUGCUGGUGCUGCUGCUGCUGCUGCUGCUGCUGCUGCUGGUGAUGGGGAUGGUGGUAGUGAGGGCAGUGCGGAGAAGCAAAGGCAUGCGCCACACGGUGCGCCACAGAGUGCAGCCACAGAAGCUGUUGCUGUCAUGGCCCUCACAGCGGAGGGGGAAGCACUGGAUGAGGACAGCAGUGAAGGGGGAGCAGAAGGAGAAGGAGGCGCAGUGGAGCCUGUCGCACUGGAUGCAGCCGAGCAGGGAGGCCAUUCUCAAGCCAUGAAACCCCUCAAUUCCUCCCAAGCAGCCCGGGCUGCCGAAACCACAGAGAAGGCACCGAUGUCUGAUGCUUCGUCUGGAAAAGCCGCCCCCGAUCCGAAGCGUUGCACGGCUAGGGAGCUGACGGUGGGUCAGAAGCGCGCCUUUUGCCUCGUGCGCCACGCCCUGCCGUACCUGCGCCGAGCCACCGUCCACGAGCUUGCCAAGGCUGCGCUGCCGGCUUGGGGAGCGCGCGUGUCGUUUGAGACUGUAAGGCAUGUGGUGAGGGAUAGCUGGUAUUGGCUGAAGAUUCCUCGGGGGAAGGAGGAGGAGAUGAAGAAUAAGCCAAGGAAAAAGAGGAGGAGUAGGAAGGAGAAGGGCAUAGGGCGGUGUGUGAAGCUUGAAGAGGCGCUAUGGAAGUGGAUAGAGGGGAUAGGAGCAGCGGAUCUGGUGAAGAACGGGAGGGUAAAGGAUAGGAUGUUGGACCCCCACCCGUACGCGCUGGACAAGUGGGCAGAUGAUCCUGACCUAUCCAGCCUCAUGCGGCUUUCGCAAAAACAGCAAGAGGAGGAGGAGGAGGAGGAGGAGGAGGAGGAGGAGGAGGAGGAGGAGGAGGAGGAGGAGGAGGAGGAGGAGGAGGAGGAGGAGGAGGAGGAGGAGGAGGAGGAGGAGGAGGAGGAGGAGGAGGCGGAGGAGGAGGAGUGGAGGAGGAGGGGAGGAGGAGGAGGUGGAGGAGGAGGAGGAGGAGGAGGAGGAGGAGGAGGAGGAGGAGGAGGAGGAGGGGAGGAGGAGGAGGAGGAGGAGGAUGAGGAGGAGGAGGAGGCGGAGGAGGAGGAGGAGGAGGAGGAGGAGGAGGAGGAGGGAGGAGGAGGAGGAGGAGGAGGAGGGAGAGGAGGAGGAGGAGGAGGAGGAGGGUGCAGCAGGCACGGCAGGUGUCACAGUGCAGGCAAUCUGGGGGCGCUGGUGAAUGCAGGGGCUAAUCAAGGCUCAGGAGCUGGUAACCAGCAGCAGCUGCUGAUGUUGCUCAACCUCUUGGCCGCACAGGCAGCAGGGGGGGGUGCCAGAGGGGGUACAUGGGGAAAAGGGGGAAAGGCACAAGGGGAAAAAGGGGCAAAGGGAGAGAAGCAUGGUUCGGAGGCGGGCGGGCGGCGUGCGUCGUUUGAGAGUGCGUGGCAUGUGCUGGUUGGUGCGGGAUCGGGCGGCGAGAGUGGGGAUGGCGAGGGGAAGAGGAGGGGUGAGGGACGGAGUGUGAGGGAGGUGGGCGGCAGGAAGCGGGCGGCAGAAGUGAUUGAGCUUUCAGAUGAUGACAAAGAGGAGGAGAACGGGUCUGAUGAUGACGUGGUUGAGGUGAGGGGGGUGGAUGGAGGAAAGGACAGCUCAAGCGACGACGACGACGAUGAGGAUGAGGAUUAUCAGGAUGAGGAAGAUGAGGACGAGGAGGAGGAGGAGCAGGCCCCAGCCACAUCCCCAGCAGGCACAGCCGCAUCACCUGAUUCACCAGAGGCUGGGGCCAAAGCAGCUACAGCCGCAUCACCUGAUUCACCAGAGGCUGGGACCAAAGCAGCUACAGCCGCAUCACCUGAUUCUUCAGAGGCUGAGACCAAAGCAGCUACAGCCGCAUCACCUGAUUCACCAGAGGCUGGGACCAAAGCAGCUACAGCCGCAUCACCUGAUUCACCAGAGGCUGGGACCAAAGCAGCUACAGCCGCAUCACCUGAUUCACCAGAGGCUGGGACCAAAGCAGCUACAGCCGCAUCACCUGAUUCACCAGAGGCUGGGGCCAAAGCAGCUACAGCCGCAUCACCUGAUUCACCAGAGGCUGGGACCAAAGCAGCUACAGCCGCAUCACCUGAUUCACCAGAGGCUGGGGCCAAAGCAGCUACAGCCGCAUCACCUGAUUCACCAGAGGCUGGGACCAAAGCAGCUACAGCCGCAUCACCUGAUUCACCAGAGGCUGGGACCAAAGCAGCUACAGCCGCAUCACCUUAUUCACCAGAGGCUGGGACCAAAGCAGCAACAGCCGCAUCACCUGAUUCACCAGAGGCCGGGAUCACAGGUGCUGAGGUGGAUGCAGUUGAGAGCACCGUCAGCAAGAUCCUUGGAGGGAAGGAUUCUGACGCGCCUGUAGCUGCUACAGCCGGUGACAAUGUACCUGCUACAACCACGGUUAAGGCUGUAGCAGCUACAGUUGUAGAGUCUGGGAUCACAGGUGCUGAGGUGGAUGCAGUUGAGAGCACUGUCAGCAAGAUCCUUGGAGGGAAGGAUUCUGACACGCCUGUAGCUGCUACAGCCGGUGACAAUCUUCCUGAAACUGAAUCGGAUAAGGAUGUGGCGGCUACCGGGGAUGUGGAUUUAGCAGUUAAGUCUGGAAGCGCGGCUGUAGCUGCUGCAUCUGAGGCUGAGGCUGUAGCUGCAGCUGUCACAGAAGAUGGGAAGUCACUUGAAGAAGUUGGCCCAGCACAGAAGCCCAGAGCAACAGCUACAGAUGAUAUGGAAGUGGACGGUGGUGGUGCUGCUGCAGCGGGUGAGCCAAGAGACGGUACAGCAGCUACAGCAGCUACAGCAGCUGCAGCAGCUGCAGCUGGUGAGGAUACACGUGAAAAUGAUGACCCACAGGAACCCAGAGCAACAGCUACAGAGGAUAUGGAAGUGGACGGUGGUGCUGCAGCUGCAGCCGAUGGUGCCGCAGCAGCUGCAGCUGAAGAGGCACGAGAUGAGGCAGCAGCCACAGCCAUCGAGAGUCCAAGGGCGACCAGUCCAGCUGCUGAAGAUGGGGAAAGGGAUGAUGCAUGUGUUGCAGGUGAUGGUUCUACAGGUGAGGGUGCGGCUGUUGGUGGUGGUGAUGCAGGUGGUGCAGACGAUGGUGCUACACGCGAUGGUGAUAUAGAUGGCGGUGCUACAGGUGACGGCGAAUCAGGUGGUGGUGCUGCAAAUGGUGGUGCUGACGGUGAUAGUGCUGCAGGCGAUGGUGCUGCAGGUGGUGGGAAGUCGAGAGAGAUUGCGCCUAUGGAUGCGGACUGUCAAGAGCACGAAGCAAAGGACGCAAGCGAUGAGAAUGGAGGAGGGGAUGGUGUUGCAGUAGGUGAUGGUGGGGUUACAGGUGGUGGGGCUCCAGAUGGUGGGGCUACAGGCGGUAAGGCUGUGGAUGUGGACUGUCAAGAGCACGACGCAAAGGACACAAGCGAUGAGAAUGGAGGAGGGGAUGGUGAUGCAGUAGGUGAUGGUGGGGCUACAGGUGGUGGGGUUACAGAUGGUGGAGCUACGGAGGGAAAGGCUAUGGAGGGUAAGCCUAUGGAGGGUGGGGUGUAG